Molecule: messenger RNA, 819 nt
Organism: Caenorhabditis bovis
Lineage: Eukaryota; Metazoa; Nematoda; Chromadorea; Rhabditida; Rhabditidae
Source: the annotation of a GenBank genome assembly
AUGUCAGAAACUAAAAUUGUUGAUGCAUCAGAGAUCGAGGAAGAUGUAGAGCAAGUUGAACCGAAGGACUGCCAAAAAAUGUUUCGAGUGCUUUUGUGGCGCUUCCUUCUCUCUCUUGUAUUCAUCGGAGCAUGUGCUGGUGCUGUAAUUUAUUCAUUUGUUCAUGGUGAAAAAGGAACACAUGUGCAUGAGCAUCAUAGAGAUGCCUCAAAGAAUUUCUCAAUUUUUGUAGAUCAAUAUUCCAAAAAGAAAGGAUUGUACAUUGUGACUUAUAAAUAUCCUGAUGGGUCACGAGAACUUCCUCCGAGAAAAGAGAAGUUUCACUCAAUUUGGUAUCAAAGCAACACUAACCAAACUCUUGUGCACCAAGUAACCCAAGAUAUCACAAUUUAUGCCUUCAAAACUCAUGCAUAUUGGUAUGAUACUUCUAAUAAGAAAAAGAUAUGUACAUUUGAUCCGAAUACUAAUUACAUGAGCUAUAUUAAUAGAUUAGGCUUGACAUCACUUGAGAGAUACCAUUCCGAAUAUGUAAGUGAAAUCUGCUUGAAUGUGCAGGAAGAAACACACAAUGGUAACAAAGUAUUUAUCUACCAAGGCAAUCCAUCGGAAGUGUUGCUCACAAAUGUUCAACAAACGGCAUUUUUGGUAACCGCAUACGCUGACUCGAAAACAGGAGCUCUUCUUGCAUGGGACACCUACUUCACCGCUAAAAACCAAGAUGAGGACCUUAUUUACAAAACCUCUUAUGAAUAUAGCUCGAUGUUAUCGGCGAAGCCUGAUGAUUCUUGGUUCAUUACUCCUGAAGAGUGUUCUCCUUGA